Cyphellophora europaea CBS 101466 is the source of this 603-nucleotide messenger RNA. RefSeq lists its product as uncharacterized. Gene Ontology annotation, molecular function: acyltransferase activity, transferring groups other than amino-acyl groups. The record is from RefSeq and is a predicted model, not a curated record. Lineage: Eukaryota; Fungi; Ascomycota; Eurotiomycetes; Chaetothyriales; Cyphellophoraceae. The transcript has a single exon. Bases 1 to 603 code for a protein of 200 amino acids.
AUGUCCACCGACGGCACCUCCGUCAGCACUGUACCCUUUCCCCUGACGUUCCGCGUCGCCACUGUCAAGGAUGUGCCAAUCAUUCACUCACUCAUCAAUGCUGCAUUCUGCAGUGACAAGACGGACCAAGUCUGGCUGACGCCAGAGCGCAUUGAGGUCUUUCCAGUCAGCUAUCUUACCACGAAGUUUAGUGAGCCAGACACCGUUCUCCUCGUUGCGCUCGACACAAACGCUGUCAUCGUCGCAUGUUGCUAUCUUCGACGUGCGACCGCCACACCCGAGCGACCCAUCCCUCAUGGGUGGCUGGGCACUCUUGCUGUAACGCCCGAGUUGCAUAACAAGGGCGUAGGUCGCCAACUUCUGGUCCAUGCAGAGCAGUAUAUCGCACGCGAGUGGGGUGUCAGGCGGAUGGAAAUGAACGUGGUCAGCUCGAGAGUGGAGCUCAGAGCAUGGUAUAAGAAACUGGGCUACGCCGAGACUGGACACACGGAGCCGUUUCCGUACGGCUCGGGCGAGGCGGAGGGCGAUGGUGAACGAAGGCAGAAGAUACUGAGGGACGGCCUCUAUAUGAUUGACCUCGGAAAGGAUCUCGCUGCAGCAUAA